GGUAUUAAAUCGUUUGAUUUAAAAAAAUAAUAAUAAAUAAAAGAUGACGGAGAUAGAGGUGGUUAGAGGUGAUGUGGAGGUUGUAACUGUUGAUUAUCAUCAAGUUAUUUUAGAAGUCAAUAUUGUGUUCGAUGACUCCAUGUCUCCAUCUCCUUCAAUCGUCGAAGCUUUUGUUUUUAGUGGGUUUCCUUUUUGUUUUGUAACAUAACCAAAAAAAAAAACAAUUAAUUUAAGCAAACACGAAGCAGCUGCAUCUCCACCUUGCUAACAAAACAACAAAACAGGCUACGUUCAUGACGAAUGCAUGCAAAACUCAAAAGAUUUUUCGUCUCAACACCGUCACCAAUCACUCAUAGGUCAUAACGCACCUGCUUCGACUUCAUUUCUUAGCCAACAGAGUUGAGGCCAUGAGGCAAAAGAGGAAACAGAGCAUUGUGAACUAUGGGUACGAACCCUCCGCAGACGAAGAGGAAGAUAGUUAUGAGAAAUCGGAGACUGAAAGAGCGGUUCCGGUGGAGAUUUUUCGUCGGAGAAACAGGGGAAAACGCCGAUUGAAGAAAAAUGGUUGCAAUUUACAGGAUCCGUUAGUAGUAUGUGGUUGCGAUAUCAUGUUAACGAUAUUGAGCUUUCUCGACGCACACAGUGUGGCUUCAGCACUUGUUGUUUCACGUAGAUGGCGUAGAGUCGCUUGCAGUGAUACCAUUUGGUCUGAAAAGAUCAACGAGCUAUGGGCUGACAAAGCUCAUCUACCUCGUUUUGCCCAAGUUGAGGGGUUGUCAAAGUUGACUGCUUACACCUUAUCCAUUCAGGAUGGCGAGCGGAGUCGAAUCGUGAAGGAAGAUCUAUGUGAUCAUGCCUGGGAGUUUCAUUUUAAAGAGAGUGUCUGGCGAAAUUUGGAUCCAUAUUGGAGAGGAACAGGGCAACCAAUGCAUCGCUACUUCCAUGAAGAUGGAAGCCAAACUGCUAAUGUUGAUGAUAGGGUAUGGGGAGGCAAUGAAUGUUGUUACUCCAUUGUUGCAAGCUUCUUAGCAGAUGGAAAUAUUAGGAAACAUUAUGUAAGUGUCAACAGUUGGCCACGAUUGUCUAUAUCAAGGAGGCGUGAUUGGGGUUGGGAAAUGUCAAAUCGCUUCUAUUUCUACUCGAGUGUUCCCGAUGCUUAUAAGCCAGGUGGCACUGGUUCCUCUCAUCCUGUUCAUUAAUUAAUUUAUGUUUCUUGUUUUAUUUACCAAGCUUGUUUGGUGAUAGUUUUGAAAUAAUUUUAAUUACAUUUGCUCGUCUUUACUUUACGUGCGUAUUUUGUUUGUGGAAAUUUCAAUGAUUUCUUUUGGAAGAUUUCAGGUUGAAAAUUAUAUAUCUGCCCAUUAACGUUGAUCUAGAAAAUGUAUUUGUUGAUCUUUAUGGAUGGUUGUUUUAGGUA
Messenger RNA from Lactuca sativa (garden lettuce), 1417 nucleotides. RefSeq lists its product as uncharacterized. Gene Ontology annotation, molecular function: protein binding. Lineage: Eukaryota; Viridiplantae; Streptophyta; Magnoliopsida; Asterales; Asteraceae. The record is from RefSeq and is a predicted model, not a curated record.